Messenger RNA from Thermochaetoides thermophila DSM 1495, 1863 nucleotides. RefSeq lists its product as uncharacterized. NCBI's taxonomy places the organism in Eukaryota, Fungi, Ascomycota, Sordariomycetes, Sordariales, Chaetomiaceae. The transcript has a single exon. The record is from RefSeq and is a predicted model, not a curated record. Bases 1 to 1863 code for a protein of 620 amino acids.
AUGACUGACGACGCUACUUCCGAUCCUCUCACGCCCACAACCGACCCUAAGUACGAACACCACCCGCGACCCAUGAUGGACGACAUCACCGAACCCCUCAACAACAACAAUAACAACAACAACAACAACAAUUCCCAUGCACUCCCUGCCGAUCUGUGCGAAAGCAAUGAUGGCAACAACGACAACGUACUAAAAGCUCUCCAACGUCUCUCCGCAAAACUCAAUACCAACCCCCCAAAUAUCCCCUUCCUUUCCAUCCACCCCGAAGCCAGAUAUGAUUGUCCCCAACCCCCCAGCGCGACAGCUGACUUGUCCGACAAAGAAAAGGACAUUGUGACUUCAACCUCACAAGAUGUGUCCAUCGCCGAGUUAUUCCACGAGAUCAAGAGGCUCGAGCAGGAAGUCCGGAGCUAUGGUAAGAAGGUUGACAGCCUGAACUUCAAGAUCGAGCUUCUCAAGCAGGAGAAUGACACUCGCUGGGAGAGGGUUGGCAUGGGGCAGAAGCAGGAAGAGAAGCUGGCUAAGGUGGGGGAGAUCGCGAAAACAUGCGAUAGGAAUUCAUGGUCGAGUUCGAAUUCGAAUUCGAAUUCGGAUUCGGAUUCGGAUUCGGGUUCGGAAACAACUGAGUCGAGGACAGAAAGGCCUGUAAGAGAGGGGCUCAAUAAUAUCAACAUGGAGAUGGGGAUUAGCAAGGGCGAAGACUGGAAGCGAGAGGAGUUGCGCAAGAGGCUGGAGGAGCUGAGGGGCGAAUGGGUUAGGAGGAAGGAGGAAGAGGAGGACAAGAAGAAGAAACAUUAUAUUUCAGAGGUCAACAAGGGUAGAGUUAUUAUAUCGGAGCAGGUUAGGGGAGUAAGGAAGAAGAAGGAGUGGUCGACGAGGUUGACUGUUGGAGAACCAUCAUGGGAACUGUGGGCGGAGGAGCAUGUAUGGGAUGCGAGAACAAGAGGGCCAUCACAAGAGGGGGAUACAGGGAUGAAGGGUAGUUUGGGAGAGCUCAAAUGGUGCGCGGCCUCGGCUGGGAACGGGGGAGAAGAGGAGGAUGUACACUCAAGAAAGAGAAAGGUCCGGUUUGUGGAUGAAGAAAAUGGCCAUGGGCUGUUGGGAUCAAAGCAAUUUGACUACGAACGAACAUCAGGAGAGGGGGGACAGAUGUCGGGAAACGAUGUUACACCCUCAAAUAAAGAUGAUAGAGCCUUCUCCGAGCAGACCCACAUCGAUAUUGAGGAACAUGACGACGCCGAAACCCCCGAGGAAGAUCAAUUCUCCAGAGAGGAGCUUACAGCCCUUCGCAAGGAGAACACCCAACUUAAAGCCGAAAUUGGCGACCUCUGGGUCCAAGUCUGCAAAGAGACUGAGGAAACCAGGCAGUGGCGGGACUGGGCUCAGUGGCUAGAGGAAGAGAACGCUAGGCUACAAGAGGAGAAUAACCAGUUAUCUUUGGAACUCGACGAAGAAAGAAGAGAGGGUAUUGUCGAUUGCAUAGUUAACUCGCUGUUAGAUCUGUUUUUUGGGAGUAGUUCCUCUCUUGACGCUGCUCAGACUCAUGAACAGGGGCAAAAUGCUGGGAGGAGGACUCUCUCCUUGGAGAAUCCUGGUGUUGCUGAGAUGUUGAGAGUUACCGUGGCCACAAGGACGGCAUUUCAAGGGGGUAUUGAGGUCGGAGGGGAGUGGUGGCUGAGGAUGGGGCCAACAUAUCAGUGGUGUGUUGAGAGGGGGGUUGGACUUUUGUCGUGGGCGUGGCCGAAGCCAGAGGGAACUCUUCAGAAACGCCAUGUUGGGUAUGGACUAGAAGACUGGAGCUGGCCUGGUAGCUCCAUGGAAGCCGUCCAAAGUCUGGGUGAUGAGGAGCAGGAGAAAGAAUAA